Molecule: messenger RNA, 1164 nt
Organism: Penicillium daleae
Lineage: Eukaryota; Fungi; Ascomycota; Eurotiomycetes; Eurotiales; Aspergillaceae
Product: putative O-methyltransferase
Exons: 5
Coding region: 1-1164 (387 amino acids)
Molecular function (GO): O-methyltransferase activity
Source: RefSeq, a predicted model, not a curated record
AUGUCAUUACUCAACCGUCUGGCCAGCCUCACGCCUGCGGUACCCCCAGGUGCUGCGCUAGCAGGCACUGUUACGAUACCAGCAUCAUUGGGUUUUGUCCCUGUCGCCGUGCACUUUGAUCUAUUUGGGGAAUUGGUUCGUCAUGGAGGCCCAGCAAGCGCAGGGGACAUCGCUCGUGCAGUCAACGAGGCCAUUCAAAAGGAUGGUGGAAAUAAACCAGAGAUCUCGGUCCUCCUCGCUGCCGACACACUUUACAUCAUGGCCGGUCUCGGGCUGGUCGAGCGCGUGGACGAGGAUUGUUUCGUGGACAAUGCUAUUACCCGCCACAUGGUUGACAUGCCGUCGGCGCAGCAUGGUGCCGUACACUUUUGCACCGAAGGAAUGAUGGCGGGGGCGUUCUUGAUGAAGAAACUCCAGGAUACGAACUUCGCCUACCCCUUUGCAGAAUGCGAUGGGCCCUUCCAGUAUGCCUAUCAAUUGAUGGGCGAGAAGGAUCUGGCCAAGCAGCACACGUACUCCAUAAUGGAGGCGCAGGGCCGUAUGGACAGCUUUAAUCAGUUUAUGGUUGGCAAGUUCCUCAAAUUCGGGACCUUUCCCGAACGUGUGGCAGGGAUUGGCUACGAAUUAGGCGCCGUACUAGGUGUAGCUCCUCAUACUUCCAGUACGAGCUCUAGUCUCCGCGAUGACGAGGUAGCCAUGGUAGACAUUGGCGGCGGACGAGGCGAACUCCUCCUCGAAGUGCAAGCACACUACCCCCAACUCCAAGCAUCGCAGCUUAUCGUGCAAGAAUUCAACGCGGCCAUCGACGACGUCCCUGGCGUGCGGCUGAUGGAGUGGAACUACAAGAUCUCUGAGGAACAGCCGAUCCGGGGAGCGCGUAUAUACAGUCUGCAACAUAUCCUCCAUAACCUGCCCGACCUGGAUGCGGUGGCGUUGGUGCAGAAGUUGGCGCGGGCGAUGGUCCCGGAAUCGCGGCUGCUGAUUAUCGAGUAUGCGAAGAACUUGACCUAUACGAACUUGCACUCCAGCAUGAUUGCCUUGUAUGGGGGGCGUGAGCGCAGUUCGACGGAGUGGCGGCAGUUGGCGGGGGUCUGUGGGCUGAAGGUGAGUUUUGAGAAAUAUGAGACGGCUGGAGAGUCAUUGGUGGAGAUGCGAUUAGUUUAG